This is a messenger RNA of Bipolaris victoriae FI3, 906 nucleotides long. RefSeq lists its product as hypothetical. The record is from RefSeq and is a predicted model, not a curated record. NCBI's taxonomy places the organism in Eukaryota, Fungi, Ascomycota, Dothideomycetes, Pleosporales, Pleosporaceae. The coding region runs from base 1 to 906 and encodes 301 amino acids. The transcript has a single exon.
AUGUCUCCUCGCAUUACCAAAACCUCCCUUCGCCGCGAACAUAGCUCCAGCACCGUCUCCAAUCAAGAAAGCCAGCUCGUGCGAAGAUCAGCGCGUCUAGCAAAAAGGGCCACAUGGCAGAGAUAUGCAUCUCGCACUCAAUCCGAUAGCUCACCAGCUCGCGCAAAAAUUCACACCAACACCAUCACUGCACCAUUUAACAUCGCAACCUUUGUUAAACCCAACAACUCCCGUCGCUCUCAACCACCCGCAUUCCCAUUCAUAAUUGACUCAACUGCUGACUCUACAUCAUCAUCAUCAUCAUCAUCCGAAUACCCGGACAGCGACAUCGAACUCGCCACACAUGACCAAUCUACCCCCUUUCCCCCUCCUCACACACCCUCCCUAACACGCGCCACACGACACAAGCGUAGUAAAAGCUCCAACAGUACCUACGCAUCCAGCAACGAAUCCUACGAACUCGAUGGUUUCGUCGUCAGCGACAACCACACCGACGACAUUGACUACGGCUACGACGCCGACGAGUCCGCCGCAGAUGAAAUCCAAAGAAAAAGCAGUAUCUACUCUACAUCGUCCGAGGACACUUUGUUCGUCCCCGAGGUCAAGGUUAAGAAGAAGAAGAAAUUGCUCCACGAACAUCUACCGUUUCGUAAUAAACAGCUUGGAACGACAUCUUCAGAAGAUGUAGCAGAGCAAAUCUCAGAUGCUAUACUGCUUUUCUCGCGGAGGUGUAAUAGGGGGAGGAAGGCUAUGGGUGUUAGAGUUACGGAUGGGGAUAUGCGGGAUAGGGAGGUGAGGGAGGGGUUGGAGAGAGCAGGGAAGUUAGGAUUGGUUGAGAAAAAGGAGGUGAAGGUGGGGUGUGUAGUAUGGUAUUUUGGGGCCCAGGGUGACAAGAGUGUCAUGUGA